AUGACGGAUCCUCAACGUCUUCAAAAUGAUAAAUUAUCAACUUCAUCUACUACCAAUAAUUCAACGACAAUAUCUACUAAAUAUAAUACUAAAAACCCCACAUCUCAAACUACAUCACCUUUAAUUUCACCAAAUCCUUCAAGACCUUCAUCAUCAUAUACUGCAAAUCCAAUACCGACAAAAUUAAUAAAUUUUGAUUCAUUAGAUGAAAGUGUAAUACGACAUCAUCAAAAUACUACAAAUACUCCUAAUAAUCAUAAUCAUAAUAUUUUUGAUGGUCCUCCUUCAACUACUUCAAAUUCUUUCCAUUCAUCAUCAAUAAAUUCAAAAACAAGUCCAGUCAACUCCACCAAAAAUAGUAAAACUCCACCACCAUCAAGUAUACCAUCAUUAGAUGAUUUAGUAAAUGAUUGUUUCUUGUUAUCAAUAGAUAAAUUAGAUGAAGAUAAUAGAAUAAAUAUAUGUAAUCAAUUUCACGAAUUUUUAAUUAAACAACAUUGUCAAGAAAAUUUAGAAUUUUUAAUUGAUAUUUAUAGGUAUGAAUAUACUUAUAAUUUAAAAAUUUUAUCAUCAUCUACUAUACCAUCAAAUUUAUCACCAACUUCCAAGACAGAUUCAUUCAUAAAUAACACAAGUAAUCAUUUUUAUAUUGAUAAUAUAUCUAAAAUUAGGUUAAAUAAUAGUCCAUCACCAAUUGAUAAUGGGAGUAUAACAAACAAUAAUUCAACUAAAGCAGCUACUAAUUUAUCAUUAAGACAUGGUAAAACUUCAUCAAUGGCUUCACUUGAUCUGAUGUUUAAGAAAAACCAAAGUCAACAACAAUCUUUAAAAUUAGAUGAUUUAGAUGAUCCUCAAAAUGCAUUUGUUUCAACUAUUGAUGAUCUAGAUAUAAAUCAACCAUGGGAUAAUUUUAAACAAAAAUUUGUAAAUGAUGAUGAAGACGAUGAUGACUAUGAGGAUGAUAUUGGAAUCGAAAUGAAUGGAAAAUCACCACCACAAAAUGAAGAAGAUGAAGGUAAAAUCCUAUACAUUAAUGAUGAAGAUUUAAAUCAAUUAAAUACAAAAUGGGAUUUUUUAAUGAAUGAAUAUAUAAAAAAUGAUUCCCCCAAACAAAUAAAUAUAUCACAAAAAUUAUUCAAAGAAAUUGUUGAAGAAAGUUCUAUUACAAAAUUACAUAAUCCUUUAAUUUUAAUAAAAGCUAAAAAUGAAGUCAUUAGAAUGUUAAAAGAAAAUGGAUAUUUUGAAUUUUUAAAUCUUUGUAAAAAAAAUCAACAACAGAAUUUAAAUUCAGUUAAAUCUGGUAAUAGUUCAAAAAAAUGUGAAUGUGGUUUAACUUCAAUUAAUAAUUGUAUCAAUGGAAAUGAUCAUAAAGAUUUAAGAACUCAAUGUUUAAAUAAAAAUUUACAAUCAAAUAUUAUUGAUACGACUACAAAAACAAAAUCAUCUUCAAAUACUUCUUCAUUAAAUGUAUCACCUAUAAUAUCACCAAAUCAAGAGAGAGGAAGUAGAACACCAAAUCAAAGAUCAACCCCACAACAAUUUGCUCAUCAAAAAGGUUUACCAGAUAUUGAAUCAAAUUCAUUUUCAUUACCUUCUUCAAUUUUAGGUAGAUUUUCAUCAUCAUCGAAACGUAUAAACAAACCUCAAGAAAUUCCAUCAAAUAAUAUAUCAUCGCCAACUACUAGUUCAUCAACUCCAAUAAUAGAUCUAAAUUCUCCUGAAACUUCAACAAAUCACCACUUUGCAUCAUCUUCUAAUUCUUCAUCAUUACUGAAUUUAUUAGGACAUUUGAAGUUGAAUGGAAAUAUUGCCCCAGCAUCGGAUUCACCUCCAAUCUCAAGUUCAUCUUAUGAUUCAACUAGUUCAAUAAAUUCAAAUAACAAAUCAAUAAAUCAUUUACAAAAUUCAACAAGAUCAAUAAAGAAUCAUCAAACGGGGAAUUAUAAUCAUAAUCAUAAUUUCUUACAUCAUAAUCAUCAUAAUCAUAAUUCAAAAUUAAAUUCAAAUUCUCCAAAUAAUAAAAAUUUUAUAGCUGACAUAAAUCAAUUUGAUAAAGUAAAUAAUAGAUCAAAUAAUUCAAGUCCUAUAUCAAUUGAAAGUGGUAGUGAUUCAAGAAUAAAUAACAAUGGAACUAAUACUACUAUCAAGAGAGAGAUUAUUAAUGAAUCAUCAAAUUCUUCUUCAUCAAAUCAAAAUUCUAGUUCAUUAAGUUCUUCUUUAAAAUUUUGGAGAAGAAAAAAUUAG
Molecule: messenger RNA, 2244 nt
Organism: Lodderomyces pseudojiufengensis
Lineage: Eukaryota; Fungi; Ascomycota; Pichiomycetes; Serinales; Debaryomycetaceae
Exons: 1
Coding region: 1-2244 (747 amino acids)
Source: RefSeq, a predicted model, not a curated record